CAGAGUUACUGUGGAUUUUUAAAGAAACUCCGUUAAGGAUUUAGGCAUUUCUGAUUCAGUUAAAGGAUUUGCCAAUUCAUCAAUCUCUGAAACUAAAAGCAGUUUCAACAGGGAAAAAAAGAACAUGGGCUUUUUAAGUCCAAUAUAUGUCCUUUUCUUCUUCUUUGGAGUUAGAGUAUAUUGCCAAUAUGAAGUUUACCAAUGGGGUGAAGAUUAUGACCAAGAGCCAAAUGAGGAUUAUGAGCCAGAAUUCCAAUUUCAUCAAAAUAUUGAAUAUGGAGUUCCCUUUUAUCCAAAUGUUUUAGGCUGUGCUAAGGAAUGCUUCUGUCCAACUAACUUUCCCACAUCAAUGUACUGUGAUAACCGUAAACUCAAGACUAUCCCAAAUAUUCCAAUGCACAUUCAGCAACUCUACCUUCAGUUCAAUGACAUUGAGGCUGUGACUGCAAAUGCAUUUAUUAAUGCAACUCAUCUUAAAGAAAUUAACCUCAGCCACAACAAAAUUAAAUCUCAAAAGAUUGAUUAUGGUGUGUUUGCUAAACUUUCAGAACUACAACAACUUCAUCUAGAGCACAACAACUUAGAAGAAUUUCCAUUUCCUCUUCCAAAGUCUCUGGAAAGACUCCUUCUUGGUUAUAAUGAAAUCUCUACACUUCAAACAAAUGCCAUAGAUGGGCUGGUAAACUUGACUAUGCUUGAUCUCUGCUACAAUCACCUUUCUGAUUUGAUGUUAAAGGAAAACAACCUUUUCAAAAUGGAAAAGUUAAUGCAGCUCAACCUAUGUAAUAACAGAUUAGAAUCAAUGCCCCCUGCAUUGCCUUCUUCACUUAUGUAUCUAUCUUUAGAAAAUAAUUCAAUUUCAUCUAUACCAGAGAAUUAUUUUGACAAACUUCCAAAACUUCACGCUCUAAGAAUAUCACACAACAAGCUGAAAGACAUCCCAUAUAAUAUCUUUAAUCUUUCCAAUCUUAUAGAACUCAACGUUGGACACAAUAAAUUGAAGCAAGCAUUCUACAUUCCAAGAAAUCUGGAACAUCUAUACCUACAAAAUAAUGAAAUAGAAAAUAUCAAUGUGACAAUGAUGUGUCCUUCUAUUGAUCCACUACACCAUCGCCAUUUAACAUACCUUCGGGUGGACCAAAAUAAGCUGAAAGAACCAAUAAGUUCAUAUAUCUUCUUCUGCUUCCCUCAUAUCCACAGUAUUUACUAUGGUGAACAAAGGAGCACUAAUGGUGAAACAAUAGAACUGAAGACCCAAGUUUUCAGGAGCUAUCAAGAUGAGGAAGAGGAAGAACAUGAUGGUCAGGACAACAUUCUUGAGGGUCAAGAAAUAAUAGAAGAGCAUUUCAAUACUCAUUACUAUGAAAUGCAAGAAUGGCAAGAAACUAUAUAGGUAUAUAUUUAUGACUUCAUAAAGCCUUACUAAUUACAAGUCUAAACAUAUACUGCUCUAAAUAACAUAUAUAGAAGCAUGUGUUAGUGUAAAGAUCAGAAUUGCAUUUACCAUGUUGGUGACAAUGGCUUCAUUUCAUAGGCUUAGAGCUUACUAAAAAUUAUUCAAACCUUAAGAAAUAGAAUAGAAUGGUCAUGGAAAUA
Molecule: messenger RNA, 1596 nt
Organism: Psammomys obesus (fat sand rat)
Lineage: Eukaryota; Metazoa; Chordata; Mammalia; Rodentia; Muridae
Gene: Omd
Product: osteomodulin
Exons: 3
Coding region: 125-1393 (422 amino acids)
Molecular function (GO): protein binding
Source: RefSeq, a predicted model, not a curated record